AUGUGUACCUGGCGCCAAUUGCGCCUAAGCGACCUCAAGGACGUGAUGCGUGUGGCUAGCGACGUCCAUCCAGGUUUGCCCGAACGCGAGUGUGUCUUUGCGGAGCGCAUCCAGCUCUUCCCGGAGGGCUGCUUGGCGCUUGUGAACAGCACUGAGAUCUGUGGUUACGCCAUCUCUCACCCCAUCCGUCACAAUCAACCCCCUGCACUGAACAGCAUACUUGGAGACAUCGCUCCAGAUGCAGAUUCCUACUACAUUCAUGACCUCGCUAUCCUAGACAAGUUUCGUGGAGGUGGAUAUGCGUCGGCGUGCAUCGCCAAGCUCCUCGUGGUUGCUGAAUGCUAUCCGGCGACCUAUCUUGUCUCCGUUUACGGCACCGGCCCGUUCUGGCGUCGCUUUGGGUUUGCCUCUGUCUCGAGAGAUUCAACUCUCUCAGAAAAGCUGCGGCAGUACGGGGAUGAUGCCACUUAUCUUAGACGCCAGAAUCGACUAGAAUAA
This is a messenger RNA of Neoarthrinium moseri, 498 nucleotides long. RefSeq lists its product as uncharacterized. The coding region runs from base 1 to 498 and encodes 165 amino acids. The transcript has a single exon. Gene Ontology annotation, molecular function: acyltransferase activity, transferring groups other than amino-acyl groups. NCBI's taxonomy places the organism in Eukaryota, Fungi, Ascomycota, Sordariomycetes, Amphisphaeriales, Apiosporaceae. The record is from RefSeq and is a predicted model, not a curated record.